Molecule: messenger RNA, 936 nt
Organism: Cylicocyclus nassatus
Lineage: Eukaryota; Metazoa; Nematoda; Chromadorea; Rhabditida; Strongylidae
Source: the annotation of a GenBank genome assembly
AUGAGCACGACUGUCGUUACUGGCGUGGCUGGCAUCACUGCCGUCAUAACAAUGCUUUCCAUGGUCACAGUCCUCUAUCUCGUGAAUGACAUUAACAAUUUCUAUGACGAUGCCCUUACGCAGCUCACAGACUUCAAGGACAUGGCCAACUCAGCAUGGCACGAAAUGAGACCCACCUACCAUACAAGGGAUACAAGAGAAGUGAUCUACGGACUGCUCAAAGGAAAGAACGCUCGAACUAGAGAGCGUCGCCAAUGGCCAGCGCAUUGCGCUUGUGGAGCGGCACCAGCAUCUUGCCCACAAGGACCUCCAGGACCCCCUGGAGAAAAAGGGCUCGAUGGAGAACCCGGCUUGCCUGGUUUACCGGGGAAACGUGGAAACGACGGCAUUGGAAUUAGCAUGGGCGGUGGAGCUGGCGGGUGUAUCAAGUGCCCGCCGGGACCUCCUGGACAACCGGGACCAGAUGGCCCACCGGGACCUCCUGGACCGCAGGGACCACCUGGAACAGGAGGUGGACCUGGUGGGCAAGGACCACCUGGCCCUCCUGGACCUAUGGGAGAUCCGGGACCAGCGGGACCUCCUGGACCUCCUGGACCGAAUGGACCAGCAGGAACAUCUGGACAAAAAACCGUUGGUGUACCAGGUCCUCCUGGACCGGCUGGACCCAUGGGACCGCCAGGACCACCUGGUCCAGCUGGCAGCGGUUACGGAGCACCACAACCUGGACCGCCAGGACCUCCUGGGCCAGCAGGAAAACCAGGACCACCGGGACCAGAUGGGCCACCUGGAGCACCCGGUCCAGCCGGUACACCUGGUGGAGAUGCUGCAUAUUGCCCAUGUCCUCCUCGUACAGUCGCUAAAGGAAAGAGGAGCUCCUUGCUUUCAAAGGCAGCACCGAAAGAAGUCGACGCAAUCAAGGUGAAGUAGAGAAAGCUC